GAUCAAAGGGUGCCUUUGUAAGGUCAAGAGCAAAAUGGAUUGAAGAGGGAGAAAGAAGCACUUCACAUCACUCUGUAAUGAAAUAAAUGGGAAGUAAACUUUUAGUCUGAAAAUAAAAUGCAUCGUAUUUUCCUAAACUGCGUUACCCAUUCUAAUCAGCAGAUGGCGAAUGACGUAUUUCACGCAAUGCUGCCAUUGUGACGUAUGAUCUAAUGGACGGGAAGUUUCUUCAACAACCACAGCAGCGACCUCGGUAGCCUUGCUAGCCGACGUAGCAGGAAGAUGUGAGCUCUUUAUACGCUUUCGGUGAUUAAUUGCCACUGUUUUAAACACACGUCUGUCGUAUCUACUAGUUACCCCUUUUAAUAGCACAUUUACGUUGGUGUUAGUCAGCUAGCUGUCUGGUUAAGGUAGCAGUAGCUAUAGGUUAGUCGCUAAUGCUAACUAGCUAACAUCCCCGACAAUGACUUCAAAAAGCUUUCGGUGAUUAUUAGCCACUGGGUUUUAAUAAACACAUUUCUUUCGUAUCUACUAGUUACCCCUUUUAAUAUCGAAUAUACGUCAGCUAGCUGUCUGGUUAAGGUAGCAGUAGCACUGGCUAAUCGCUAAUGCUAACAUCCCCGAUGAUGAGUUCAAAAAGCUACUACCCCCCUGCUAAAGAGGACUGCUGGACGGAGAAGAACGCUCUCGUGAAAGAGGAGAGGGAGGAGGAGGCUGUCACAGUUAAACAAGAAGUAAAUGAUGAGGCUGUUACAGUGAAAGAGGAGGGGGAAGAUAAACAAGAGGGUGCCGUUUUUACAGUGAAAGAAGAGACGACUGUCACGGUGAAAGAGGAGGAAGACGUUUUUGGAGUAAAGGAGGAGGGGGAGAUCACUGUCACAUUGGAGGAGGAAGAAGAGCAAAAUGGAGAUCUGAUUAACACCAGAGAGAGACCAGACUCAGAGGAACCAGAGACGUCUGAACCAGCAAGACGACACCACUGCUCCCAGUGUGGAAAAAGUUUUACCCAAUUACGGACACUGAAGGUGCAUGGAAGAAUACACACUGGAGAGAGGCCCUACCAAUGUUCCCAAUGUGGAAAGAGUUUUGCCCUGUUAGAGAGCCUGAAAAUACAUAAUAGAAUACACACAGGAGAGAAGCCUUACCAAUGCUCCCAGUGUGUAAAGAGAUUUUCACAGUUAAGUUGCCUGAAAUCACAUGAGAUAAUACACACAGGAGAUAAGCCUCACAAAUGCCCUCAAUGUGGUAAUACUUUUAAGCGGUUAAGUAACUUGAAGGACCAUAAGAGAGUACACACAGGGGAAAAGCCUUACCACUGUAUCCAUUGUGAAGAGAGUUUUAGCUGGUCAAGGCAACUGAAAGCGCAUGAGAGAACACACACCGGAGAGAAGCCCUACCAAUGUUCCCAGUGUGGAAAGAGUUUUACCCAGCUAGGGAGCCUGAAAAUACAUAAUAGAAUACACACAGGAGAAAAGCCUUACCAAUGCUCCCAGUGUGGAAAGAGAUGUAAACGGUUAAGUUGCCUGAAAUCACAUGAGAUAAUACACACAGGAGAUAAGCCUCAUAAAUGCCCUCUAUGUGGUAAUACUUUUAAGCGGCUAAGUAACCUGAAGGAACAUGAAAGAGUACACACAGGGGAAAAGCCUUACCACUGUUUCCAAUGUGAAAAGAAUUUCAGCACAUUAAGGCAACUGAAAGAGCAUGAGAGAACACACACCGGAGAGAAGCCCUACCAAUGUUCCCAGUGUGGAAGGCGUUUUAACCGCUUAAGUAACCUGAAAUCACAUGAGUGGACACACAGGAGAAACGCCACAUCACUGAUCUGUGUGGAAAUAGUACCUCAUCAGGCUUCCUGAAAAUUCAUGAGCAAAGACACACGAGAAAAGCCUUUCCACUGCUCCCAGUGUGAAAUGACAUUUACCUGGUUAAGGCAACUGAAAUCACAUGAAAGAAUCCACACGAGAGAGAAAUGUUAUGAAUGCUCUCAGUGUAGAAAGAUAUUUACCCAGUUUAGGCAUCUGAAAGACCGAGGUUACCCUCUCAGCGGAGAAGCCUUACCUAUGCUCCCAGUGUGGAGAGCGAUAUUUCACAUACUUACAAUUCAUGACGUAACACACACAUUGCUCCCACACUUGUCUCAUCUUUUACUGAAAAUUGGUGCUUUGUGGUUUUGUUUACGCUCUUAUUUCCAUAUGAAAUCAAAUUGGAGAAAACCUACUCAAAUACACAUUUGUAUGUUUUAUGUUUUAAAAUCCCAAGAUAUGAAUUGAAUAUGGAGUGUGUCUGUUUUUAUGAAGAUUAUGUACACACACUGUGAUUAAAUAGUCUUUUUUUUUUUUACUCUGACUCUGUUUUUUUGUGGGGGGUUUUAAUCGAGUGUUAUAUGUUGUUAAUCGAGUGAUAUGUUGUUAAGCGUGAUCUGUUUACAUAUGUGAUGGAUAGUUUACAAUUGGCUCAUUCAUUCCCCUCCUCUCCCCUGUAACUAUUCCCCAGGUCGAUGCUGCAAAUGAGAACGUGUUCUCAGUCAACUUACCUGGUAAAAUAACGGUAAAAUAAAAAAUUAAAUAAUAAAAAUAUUUAUCUUAGAGAAUGUGGCAUUAAAGCCCCCA
Messenger RNA from Salvelinus fontinalis (brook trout), 2609 nucleotides. Its product is annotated as zinc finger protein 501-like. Gene Ontology annotation, molecular function: DNA-binding transcription factor activity; RNA polymerase II cis-regulatory region sequence-specific DNA binding. The transcript is spliced from 2 exons. The coding region runs from base 609 to 1856 and encodes 415 amino acids. Gene Ontology annotation, biological process: regulation of transcription by RNA polymerase II. NCBI's taxonomy places the organism in Eukaryota, Metazoa, Chordata, Actinopteri, Salmoniformes, Salmonidae. The record is from RefSeq and is a predicted model, not a curated record.